AAAAUAAAUAAAUAACGAAUUGCCUUGCUCAGGGGGAUACAAACCAGUGAACUUUCGGUUACUGGCCCAAUGCUCUUAACUGCUAGGCUACCUGCCACCUCGUCAGCAGUUCAUUAUCAAGAGUUUACGAUGAGAGAAGAGAAGGCAAAGGGUAAUGUGAAAUCAGAGAAACAGGACACAUCAUCCGAGCUCAAGUCACGGCAAUGGUACUGAGAUGUUCUCAAAACGUCCCCGUGGACAAUCUCGGAAAUCCCAGACCUGACAGGAAGUGUUGUUCAUAUGGGAGGCAGGCAACUUCGCGUGAUUAAAGGACAAACCAUUCCUCCCCAUAGCAACUAUGCAAAUAAGUAAUUCCAGAACCAACAACUCCCCCCCCCCCAAAAAAAAAAAACAAGCUCAAUCAAUCACCCAGAAGAUUUACAUUGACAGAAUUCUCACUUUAGUCAUUGACUUAGCGACUUAUUUGCCAUUGAGUGAAAACUGAGCAGCAAAACAUGCUUCAAACAGACUCGGAGUUCACUAAAACGCGAUGGAUCUGUACCAUCAUCGGACUGGGCUUUUACCUGGUGGACAUUGUGACAGAUGUGGGACUAGCAGUGAAGUACUUCCUGGUUGGAGACCUGGUCUGGGCUGGACUGACUCUGCUCUCUGUGGCGGUCGCAUCGGCAGCCACACAGGUCUUCAGCUACACCUGGUACAGAGAUGACAUGCGAAAACCCCUUGUUAACCCAGGUGGAGAUGGGCUGAUAUGUGAGAUGAAUAGAGGAGGACUGAUUGGACUCCAUGUCAUGCAGACGGGCAUCUUCACCAGGUACUACGACCUGUUGAAGGUGGGAUACAGGGCUGUAUUUUCCAAGCCUCUUGGGCCUGUUGAAUGCCCCAGAGAUGUGCACCUGGCCCUGUUUGGCCGAGCGACUGAUCUGAGCAUGCUCAAACUGUUUGAGACGUUCCUUGAGAGCGUUCCACAGCUAGUCCUCCAACUCUACAUUAUGCUGGGCCACGGACACAGGUCCAUACUACAAUGCAUCUGCAUGGUGGGCUCAUUCAUCAACAUCGCCUGGGCUAUAGUGGACUACCGCCGGUGUCUCCGUCGAUCCUUACCCCAGGUCCGAGAGAUGCCUUCUGGCCUCCCUACCUUCGUCUACCUCCUAUACAAGCUGUUGACCAUCACCGCUCACAUCCUCAGCCUCAGCCUCUUCCUCGUCCUCAGCCCCUACAGUACCCUGGGAAUGGCUGUCGUCUGGCUGGCUGGAACCCUCUGGGCCUAUUGGGUCCGUACUGAUUUCUGCAUGUCUAAAGGUCUAGAGAGGCUCUAUCGGAUCAUCGUGGGAGUCGUCCUCAUAUUCACCUUCUUUAACGUGAAAGGACAGGAUACCAGAUGGCCGAUGGCUGUGUACUACGUUCUCUUUGCGUUAGUGAACCUCUCUGGUCCUUUGCUGCUGGUUCUGGUGAGGCCAGAGGUUAACGCUUCUGAGUACUUCUGGCCGGUGACUCUGCUGAUAUUUGGAGGGACCGUUCUAGGGCUGGUCUGUCUGCUCCUGUAUUAUACUGUCUGCCACCCCAGAAGGAGGAGUCUACAGGGAGAUGAGGUGGAUGGACACAUGGCACAGGAGAGAGAAACAGAGACGCCAGACAACAUGGUGAGAGUUAGGAACUUCCUACAGCUCUGAGCCUCGUUUCCUGCUCCACUCUGAACGACCUGAACAACCUGAACAACCUGAAAGACCUGAAUGACCUGAUAGACCUGAAAGACCUGAUAGACCUGAAUGACCUGAAAGACCUGAAUGACCUGAAUGACCUGAAAGACCUGAUAGACCUGAUGGUCCUGAAUGACCUGAACAACCUGAACAACCUGAACAACCUGAACAACCUGAAUGACCUGAACAACCUGAAUGACCUGAACAACCUGAAUGACCUGAAUGACCUGAACGACCUGAUAGACCUGAAAGACCUGAUAGACCUGAAAGACCUGAUAGACCUGAACAGUUAAAAAUGAGUCUGAUGUUUGACCUUUCAGGUCUGGUCCCUUCAGCUGAGAUCAAGGAGAGGACAUAAGGGAGUCACUUCACGCUAGUGAAACCCAGCCCCUAUCUGUGGAUUCAGGAUGUGCAACGCAAAACAGAGAACACAAGGUGGCACUGUUGUCUCUCUUUACAGGCUAGGGCCAUCUAGCAUUUUUGGGUAAAGUGAAGAGGAAGACGUUGCUAUGGACGUUGCCGUUGCUAUGAUGACGUUACUAUGGACUUUCUCUUUGAUAUGUUAAAGACUCUUUUACUGACCUGCCAAUAACUGAAAGAUGUCUAAUUUAUUUUAAUCUCUGACACACUUUCCACUGUUCCUGCCUAGUUUAACUGUCUUUUAACCUCUAUACAUUUACUAUCUGUGACUGCACUUUAGAACUUUUAAAUAUAAUAUAUUUAAUAAAUAAAAAUGUAGCAUGUAAAUGUA
Messenger RNA from Oncorhynchus kisutch (coho salmon), 2448 nucleotides. Its product is annotated as XK, Kell blood group complex subunit-related family, member 9. The record is from RefSeq and is a predicted model, not a curated record. The coding region runs from base 495 to 1670 and encodes 391 amino acids. Lineage: Eukaryota; Metazoa; Chordata; Actinopteri; Salmoniformes; Salmonidae. Gene Ontology annotation, cellular component: membrane. The transcript has 5 exons.